Danio aesculapii is the source of this 2958-nucleotide messenger RNA. Its product is annotated as glutathione hydrolase 1 proenzyme-like. NCBI's taxonomy places the organism in Eukaryota, Metazoa, Chordata, Actinopteri, Cypriniformes, Danionidae. Gene Ontology annotation, cellular component: plasma membrane. The coding region runs from base 1 to 2958 and encodes 985 amino acids. The record is from RefSeq and is a predicted model, not a curated record. Gene Ontology annotation, molecular function: glutathione gamma-glutamate hydrolase. The transcript has 24 exons. Gene Ontology annotation, biological process: peptide modification; regulation of inflammatory response; regulation of immune system process.
AUGUAUUUUGAGUGUGCCUGUAUAUGCUCCGCUUUGGUGAUUGUGAUUGCUAUGUUUUUGUUAGUGAUCAGAAGUCUGAAUCCGAAAUGCACUGAUAAUUGCUAUCGUAACGCAGCAGUGGCAACAGAUGCAGAAACUUGCUCAGAUAUUGGAAGGGAUAUCCUGAAGCGUGGAGGUUCAGCAGUGGAUGCUGCUAUCGCAGCUCUGCUGUGUGUGAGUGUGGUUAACCCACAAAGUAUGGGCAUUGGAGGUGGAGUGGUGUUCAACAUAUACAAUGCCUCAACAGGAAAGCUGGAGAUAAUUAAUGCUCGAGAGACUGCCCCAAUGAGUGCUACAGCAAACAUGCUUGGCAAUAAGCCCCAAACAGAUUAUCCAGGAUUAUUAAUAGCUGUACCAGGAGAACUGCGCGGUUAUAAAAUGGCACAUGACAGGCACGGGAGACUGCCAUGGAAAGAGCUGUUUGAGCCCAGUAUAGAGCUGGCAUGGAAGGGAUUUCAGAUUGGCGCAGCUCUGGCCAAUGCCAUCAAUGAGACGAAAAAAAAAUUUCUGAAAAAUACAACAUUGUGUGAAGUGUUUUGUGACGCAGACUAUAACCUCCCAAAGAAAAAUGACUAUAUAAGAUUUUCCCAACUAGCUGCCACCUAUAGGAAGAUAGCAGAAGAAGGACCGGAUGCAUUUUACAAUGGGUCCCUGACUAAGCACAUAGUGGAUGAUAUUAGAGCUGCAGGAGGAAAUAUCACACAUAAGGACCUAGAGGAUUAUGAGGCAGAGUUGACAGAGUAUGCACUGAACUUUACAGUGGGGAAAUACACAUUCUAUGCUCCAACUGCUCCAUUUGGUGGACCUGUGCUCGCUCUGAUAAUGAAACUCCUGGGCAACGAGUGUGUUAUUGAGUACACAGAUGUGAUCCUGAACUACCUGUACUUUGACUAUAACCUGACGAAGGCUGUUAAUCAACCCAGAGUUCAGAUCACAGAAAAUGCAACAUGUGUGGAUGAUGACUUCGAUGAGGGUGUGAUUGAUGGUCUAAAGGAGAGGAAUCAUACUAUCAUUGUUAGAAAUACUGAAGAUUCAGUGGUUCAGGCGAUUGGACGAGAAGGGGACAAAAUCUGUGCUGCAUCUGACUUCAGGAAAGAUGGCAAACCUAAUAAUGCAAUACCUAAUUUAAAGGCGAACACGAUCAGACAGUGUAGGCUACUGUAUAUAUUCAUCGCUUUUUUGGUUGCAAUGGUUUUGUUUCUCACACCGACUCAAAGAUCUGCUGUGAUGCACACUCCACGCUCUAUACUCAUUGGAACACCCACUACACCCAAUGUGACAGUCACUGGAAAUUGUGACGCUAAAGCAGCAGUGGCAGCAGAUUCAGACACUUGCUCAGAGAUUGGAAGGGAUAUCCUUAGCCGCAAUGGUUCAGCAGUGGAUGCUGCUAUCGCUGCUCUGCUGUGUGUGAGUGUGAUUAAUCCACACAGUAUGGGUAUCGGAGGUGGAGUGGUGUUCACCAUAUACAAUGCUCUAAACGGAACGGUGGAGACAAUUAAUGCUCGAGAAACUGCCCCAAUGAAUGCUACAGAGAAUAUGUUUGUCAAUAAAACCUGUAAGAAAUAUGCAGGGUUGUACAUAGCUGUACCAGGAGAACUGCGUGGUUAUGAAAUGGCACACGAAAGGCACGGGAAACUGCCAUGGAAAGAGCUAUUUCAGCCUAGUAUAAAGCUGGCAUCAGAGGGGUUUAAGAUUGGCAAAGCCCUGGCCAGAGCCAUCAAUGAGAAAAAAGAAAAAUAUUGUAACUUUACAGCAUUGUGUGAAGUGUUUUGCGACUCAAACAACACCCUCCUGAAGGAAAAUGAUACUAUAAGAUUUCCCAAACUAGCUGAAACCUACAGGAACAUAUCAGAAGAAGGAGCAGAUGCCUUUUACAGUGGGUCCCUGACUGAGGACAUAGUGAAUACCAUCAAAAAUAAAGGAGGAAAUAUCACACCUGAAGAUCUAAAGCAUUAUAAGGCCGAGCUAAAUGAAAGUACAUUGAGCUUUAAUGUGAGUAAUUACACAUUUCAUGCUCCAACUGCUCCAUUUGGUGGACCUGUGCUCGCUCUGAUACUCAAUAUACUCCUGGGAAAGGGUUUCAACCUCACAAACAAAAGUAUGUCUACCACAGAGAAUAAGACUUUGACCUAUCAUCGCAUCAUAGAGGCUUUCCGCUUUGCUGAUGCCCAGAAAAAAAAUCUGUCAGACCCGCUUUCUGGAAACUCCAGUCAGUUUGUCAAAAACAUGAUCUCAGACAGCUUUGCGGACCACAUCAGGAGUCUGAUUAAAGAUGACCACAAACAAAUCAGCUACAGUGUAGAGAAGGACAAUGGCACAUCUCACCUGUCUGUCCUCGCUGAAGACGGCAGUGCAGUGGCGGUGACCAGCAGCAUUAAUAACUAUUUUGGCUCUUGUGUGAUGUCAGACUCAGGCAUUAUAUUUAAUGACCAGAUGGCAGAUUUUAUUGACUCUGACAUGAAAAGUGAAGCUAACAAAAUUGAACCAGGUAAAAGGCCACUGUCAUCAAUGUGUCCAACAAUAAUAUUUGACAAAGACGACAGCAAAAAAAAAGUCAGAAUGGUGGUUGGAGGUUCAGGAGGGACGACUAUCACCACAUCUGUUGCUCAGGUGAUCCUAAACUACCUGAUCUUUGGCUAUGACCUGCAGAAGGCUGUUGCAGAACCCAGAGUUCAGAUUGCAGAAAAGUGGACACAUGUGGAGGAGGGAUUUGAUGAGUGUGUGAUUGCUGGCUUGGAGAAGAGGAAGCAUUGUAUUGAUUUUGAUGCUGCAUUAUCAAAGGUCCAGGUGGUUGCACGACAAGGAGACAAGAUCUGUGCUGUUUCUGACCAGAAGAAUGGUGGAUUUCAGAUGCUGAGCACAGCUUUUGUGUUUCUGCUGUUGUCAACCAUAUUUUCUCAUGAAAUAGCAGUCCAAUAG